Acanthosepion pharaonis is the source of this 1026-nucleotide messenger RNA. The record is from the annotation of a GenBank genome assembly. Lineage: Eukaryota; Metazoa; Mollusca; Cephalopoda; Sepiida; Sepiidae.
AUGAUAAAGAAGCAAACAGUUACAGCAGAAGAUGGCAAGUUCUGUUCAUAUCUAUCUAGUUAUCUAUGUCAUAGGCUGUUCAUAUCUAUCAAUCUAUUUGUCAUAGUCUGUUCAUACCUAUCAAUCAAUCAAUUAAUCUAUCUAUCUCAGUCUGUUCAUAUCCAUCUAUUUCAGUCUGUUCAUAUCUAUCAGUCUGUUUAUAUCUAUCUAUCUAUCUAUCUAUCUAUCUAUCUAUCUAUCUAUCUAUCUAUCUAUCUAUCCCACCCAACCCAAAAUUUCCUUGAUUUCAAAAAAUUUAUUUCUGACAAAUUAAUUUUUUUUUUUUUUUUAUCUCUCUUUUUUCCCCUUUUUUUUUUAUCUUUCCUCCUCCUUUUAUUUCCUUUCUUUUCUUUUUCUUUCUUUCCUUCCUCUUCUCUUUCGUAUUUUUUCUCUUUUCUUUAUAAUCUCUUUCCUGCAUGUUCUCUUACCUUUUUUUCCUCUCUUCUUUCUUCUAUCUCAUCUCUUUUCUGCAUCUUCUCUUUUCCUUCCUCUUCUUUGUCUUUCCUCCUCUCUUUCCUUCCUCUUCUCUUCUAUUUCGCUUCUCUUUCCCUUCUACUCUCUUUCCUUUUACUUUUCUUUCUUUCCUCUUCCCUUUCCUUCCACUUCUCUUUCUUUCAUCUUCUCUUUCCUUUAUCUUUUCUUCACUCCUACUCUCGUUCUAAUUCUCUUUCCUUUCUCUUCUAUUUCUUUCCUCUUCUCUAUCAUUACCCAUUUCUUUCCUUUCACUUCUCUUUCCUUCCUCCUUUCUUCUUCUUCUUCCAUUUCUCUUCUCUUUCCUUCUUCGCUUUUCUUCUCCAUUCUUUCUCAUCUUUCCUUCAUCGUCUCUUUUCUUUCUUCUCUCUUUCUUUCCUCUUGUCUUUCCUUUCUUUUGUCUUUCCUUUCUCUUCUCUUUCCUUUCUCUUCUCUUUCAUUCAUCUUCUCUUUCUGUCCUUCUCGCUUUCCUUUUUUCUUUUUCUAUAUUUUAUGAAAAUUAAAAAUCGAAAAUGA